GUUUCCUUUGCUGCUCUCAUAUAUCUUACUACUGUCACGGGCAGGUCCUUUUCUCUGCAUUCUGACAUUGGAGUAAAAAAAGGGUACUCCUUCUCCGGCGCCGGAGACGUCACCGGCUAUCACCUCGCCUCCAAUCCCCUCCGAAAUAGUGCCGUACUGCUCCGAUCAUCCGUUGCAUGUUCCAUGUGGCAAGCGCCUUGUCGUUUGAUCUUCUUCUGAGAGUUUCACGUUUAGAAUGGUACAUUGAAGAAGCGGGUCAAACUUUGAGGGGUAAAGGAGUAAGCUUUGCCGACUGAGGUCUUCAAAUUGCUGCCCGCGCCGGCGCAAAGAUGUCUUUCCAGCAAAAGGGUUGGAUGCCUAGUGAUGGCAGGUGUGUGAGCAAUGGAGAAAUGAGCUACGAAAAUUCAGGCAAGCUAGAACCUAAGCGUAGCCAUCAAUGGUUUGUGGAUGGCACAGCGCCGCAAAUGUUCAGCAACAAGAGACAGGCGAUGGAGACUAUUGGAGGCAGACCAGUUCCUGAUAUUGCUUCAAUGAGUAUGCCUUCUUGGGACAAUAAUGCAAACUUUCAUACGAUUCCUGGCCAGUUCACAGAUAGACUAUUUGGAUCUGAGCCUAUACGCCCCGGCAACUUAGUUGAUAGAAAUAUGGCACCUUUUAAUGCCGGUGAUAUUACUAUGGGAAGAAAGCUUACAGAGGACCAGUUUGCAAAUGAUUCCUCCGUGAACUUAUCCAUGUCCCACAGCAAUGAAGAUCCCUCGUCUUUUCUCAAUUUUGGUGGACACAGGAAAGUGAAAAUCAAUCAAGUCAGGGAGCCUGACAGCAGUAUAUCUGCAUCCAUGGGCAAUUCGUUUAGAAGGGCAGAUAACAGUGGAAUUUCAUAUAAGACUGAUGGAAACACCAUUUCAUUGGGCCCUGCAUAUGAAAACAGGGAUCAGAACAAUAACUCCCUGGGCACAGGCUAUAGCAAGGCAAGUGAGAAUUUCAUUCCUAUGAGUCAGACCUUCGGCAAGGAAGAUGGGAACUUCAUAUCGAUGGGCCAAAAUUAUAACAAGGGGACUGAGAACCUCUUAUCAAUGGCCCAGCCAUUUGGAAAGGGUGAUGGAAGUUUCAUUUCGAUGGGUCAAGCUUAUCGGAAGGGAGAUACAAAUAAUGUAUCCACGGGCAUGUCCUACAAUAAGGAACAAAGUAAUUUUAUCUCAAUGGGGCACAACUAUGGAAAACCUGGGGAAAAUCUCAUGUCGAUGGCUCCUUCAUUCAAUAAGGGCAAUGAUAGUUUGAUAUCAAUGGGUCACACCUACCACAAGGCUGAUGCUAAUAUUGGUCAAAUGGGUGCCACAUAUGAGAAGGGCGAUUCAAGGAUUUUAUCUAUGGGACACAGUUACAAGGGAGACCACAAUACGAUUUCUUUUGGAGGAUUCAGUGAUGAACCCGAGGGGAAUGCAUCUGGUACAAUUAUUGGGAAUUAUGAGAUAGUGAUAGACAAUGAGGGCUCGGCUCAAGGUUCAGAAAUGCCCUGCCUUAAAGAGGUGAUAGAGUCAAAUCUCGACCAAGCUGUGAAUAGUUGUACGGCUUCAAAGGCUAACUCUAGAACUGACAAUCCCCCAAAGACAAAGGCAGUUAAGAAGGUUCCUGCAAACAACUUUCCUUCAAACGUUAAAAGUUUGUUAUCCACUGGCCUGCUUGAUGGGGUCCCUGUGAAGUAUGUUUCCUGGUCCCGUGAAAAAAAUCUCAAGGCAGUCAUUAGAGGGACUGGGUAUCUGUGUGGAUGUAACGAGUGCAACCACUCAAAGUCUCUGAAUGCCUAUGAAUUUGAGCGUCAUGCGGGUUGCAAGACCAAACAUCCGAAUAAUCACAUUUACUUUGAGAAUGGUAAGACCAUUUAUGCCGUGGUCCAGGAGCUGAAGAACACCCCUCAAGAGAUGCUGUUUGAUGUGAUUCAGAAUAUCACAGGUUCUCCUAUUAAUCAGAAGAAUUUCCGCAUUUGGAAAGCAUCAUACCAAGCAGCCGCAAGGGAGCUCCAGCGGAUCUAUGGGAAGGAUGAAGUUAAAAUGCCGUGUUGAGGUGUGCAAUCUGGUGCACUGGAAAGCUUGUUUGGUACGAUAUUGCUGCAGGAUAAAUCUGUGACACCGUAUAGUGACAUUAUGGCUUUAAUUUUGGUUGGGGGAUUUUAAGUUAGCUUGAGCAAACUGAUGCUUAUGGUUAAUCCUAGCCUGUAAAUUUCUUCAGAAACUUUGACGGGUCGGGUUAAGAAUGAAUGCUAUCGAAAAGGUUCACUGUGAAUUUGAGAGGCAGUAGGGUUCUUCCUUCCAACAACUGGAGGUGGUGA
Molecule: messenger RNA, 2326 nt
Organism: Punica granatum (pomegranate)
Lineage: Eukaryota; Viridiplantae; Streptophyta; Magnoliopsida; Myrtales; Lythraceae
Source: RefSeq, a predicted model, not a curated record